GAUCCCCAAUUCCCCAAUCCGUCAUUUCCAUUCCACGACCCGAACCCUAGCACACAACCUCUGUGUGCGUGCGUCGCCAUGGCGGCCGCCGCCGCGAGGUUCCCGCUCAAGUCGAGCUCCGCCCACAACUCCGCCGCGGGCGGUGGUGGUGGCGGCGGCGCCGGCGGCAAGACCAUCGAGGAGAUGUACCAGAAGAAGACGCAGCUGGAGCACAUCCUCCUGCGGCCGGACACCUACAUCGGCUCGGUGGAGAAGCACACCGCGCAGCUCUGGGUGUACGAGGACGGCGCCGUGGUGAACCGCAACGUGACCUACGUCCCCGGCCUCUACAAGAUCUUCGACGAGAUACUCGUGAACGCGGCCGACAACAAGCAGCGCGACCCCACCAUGGACGCCCUCCGCGUCGAGAUCGACGUCGACGAGUGCCGCAUCUCCGUCUACAACAAUGGCGACGGCAUCCCCGUCGAGAUCCACCAGGAGGAGGGCGUUUACGUGCCGGAGAUGAUAUUCGGCCACCUCCUCACCAGUAGCAACUACGACGACAACGUGAAGAAGACCACCGGCGGCAGGAAUGGUUACGGCGCCAAGCUCACCAACAUCUUCUCGACGGAGUUCGUCAUCGAGACCGCCGAUGGGCGUCGGCAGAAGAAGUACAAGCAGGUUUUCUCUGAAAACAUGGGAAAGAAGUCUGAACCCCAGAUUACUAAGUGCAAACAAGGAGAGAACUGGACCAGAGUCAGCUUCAAGCCUGACCUUGCCAAAUUCAACAUGACGGAGCUUGAAAAUGAUGUUGUAGCCCUCAUGAGGAAGAGAGUGGUUGAUAUGGCAGGCACUCUUGGCAAAACCGUGAAGGUUGAGUUGGAUCACAAAAAGGUGCCUGUACAUAGCUUCAAGGAUUAUGUGGAACUGUAUAUCAAGUCCGCUUCCAAGGACAGAGCCGAUGAGCUCAAGAGUAUCUACGAGAAAGUAAAUGAUCGGUGGGAGGUGUGUGUGUGUGUUAGUGAAGGGCAGUUUCAGCAGGUCAGCUUUGUAAAUAGAAUUGCGACCAUAAAGGGUGGUACUCAUGUCGACUGUGUCACUAACCAAAUCGCCACCCGUGUGAUGGAGAUUGUGAAUAAGAAGAACAAGAAUGCCCACAUGAAAGCACAUAACGUCAAGAGCCAUUUGUGGGUCUUUGUUAAUGCACUCAUUGACAACCCAGCUUUUGAUUCACAGACCAAAGAGACCUUGACCACUCGUCAGGGAAGCUUUGGAUCAGAGUGUAAACUUUCUGAAGAUUUCCUCAAGAAGGUUGGUAGCUCGGCUAUUGUCACCAAUCUCCUUUCUUGGGCUGAUUUCAAACUAAGCAAGGAACUACAGAAGACUGAUGGAAGCAAGCGAUCAAGACUCACCGGCAUUCCCAAGCUGGAGGAUGCAAACGGUGCUGGUGGGAAGGAUUCUCAGAUGUGCACUUUAAUCCUAACUGAAGGAGAUUCAGCAAAAGCUCUAGCUAUGGCUGGCAUUGCUGUAGUAGGAAGAGAUCGCUAUGGCGUGUUUCCUCUUAGGGGAAAGCUAUUAAAUGUGAGAGAAGCAAGCCAUAAGCAGAUCAUGGAGAAUGCAGAGAUCCAGAAUAUAAAGCAAAUCCUUGGUUUGCAACACGGGAAGCAGUAUGAUAGUACAAAAGGCUUGAGAUAUGGCCAUCUGAUGAUAAUGACAGAUCAGGACCAUGAUGGUUCCCACAUCAAAGGGCUGUUGAUCAAUUUCAUUCACUCAUUCUGGCCUUCUCUUAUUAAAAUUCCAUCUUUCUUGGUUGAGUUUAUUACUCCUAUUAUCAAGGCCACCAACAAAAGAGACAAAAAAAAUGUCCUGCCAUUUUACUCCAUGCCUGAGUACGAACAAUGGAAGGAGAGCCUUGGAGGAAAUGCACGUGGUUGGUCUAUAAAAUACUACAAGGGACUUGGAACAAGCACUUCCACAGAGGGUAGGCAGUACUUCCAGGAUAUUGCCAAACAUAAGAAGGAUUUUGUCUGGGCGAAUGACCAAGAUGAUGACAAUAUUGAAUUAGCAUUCAGCAAGAAAAGAAUUACUGAUAGGAAAGAUUGGCUUAGCAACUUUCAGCCUGGAACCUACCUUGAUCAACAUGAUAAAUACAUCAAGUACAGUGACUUCAUCAACAAGGAGCUGAUACAAUUCUCGAUGGCAGAUCUGCUACGCUCAAUACCUUCCAUGGUGGAUGGCCUUAAACCAGGCCAGAGGAAGAUAUUGUUUUGCUCGUUCAAGAGAAACUUAGUCAAGGAAACUAAGGUGGCACAGUUUUCUGGUUAUGUAUCAGAGCACUCAGCGUACCACCAUGGCGAACAGAGUUUAGCUAGUACGAUUACUGGAAUGGCUCAAGAUUUUGUUGGCAGCAAUAACAUAAACCUUUUGCUGCCCCUUGGUCAAUUUGGCACCAGAGAUCAGGGAGGCAAAGAUGCUGCUAGUGCUAGGUACAUCUACACCCAGUUGGCACCUAUCACUCGUUCAAUUUUCCCUAAGGAUGACGAUAUUCUUCUUAACUACUUGGAUGAAGAUGGACAAUCAAUUGAACCCACCUGGUAUGUUCCAAUCCUUCCCAUGGUUUUGGUCAAUGGAAGUGAAGGCAUUGGCACUGGAUGGAGUACCUUUAUCCCAAACUAUAACCCAAGAGAUAUUGUUGCUAAUCUGAGAAGGUUGCUAAACAACGAGCCUGUUGAACCAAUGGACCCAUGGUAUAGGGGGUUCAAGGGCUCUAUUCAGAAAACAAGUACAAAAGCGGGUGGUGUCAGCUAUACUGUCACUGGUAUUAUCGAGGUUCUUGAUGACACUACACUGAGAAUUACUGAGCUGCCAAUCCGUCGCUGGUCUCAGGACUACAAAGAGUUCCUAAUAUCUAUUGGUGGAAUGGACAAGAGCAAGGACAAGGACAAGGGUAAGGGUAAGGGCAAGGAGAAGGAAAAGGACAAGGACAAGGAUAUAGAGCCUUUUAUCGAGGUUUUUGAUACUCAUAGUGAUGAUAAGAAUGUGGAAUUUCUGAUCACCCUGAGCAAAGAAAAUAUGGCUAUAGCUAAGCAAGAAGGGCUGGAGAAGAAGUUCAAGCUGACAACUACAAUUGGUACAACAAAUAUGCACUUAUUUGACUCAAAUGGCAAAAUUCGGAAGUAUGAUACUCCAGAGGACAUACUUCAAGAGUUUUUUGGAUUGAGGCUUGAGUUCUAUGAGAAAAGAAAGAGAGUGUUAUUGGAAAAUAUUGAACUGGAGUUGAAGAAGCUUAGUAACAAAGUUAGAUUUAUUCUUGCUGUUGUCGAAGGCGAUAUCAUAGUCAAUAACAGGAAGAGGGCAGAUCUGUUUGUAGAACUUCGGCAGAAGGGAUUUGAUCCCUUCCCGAAGAAAAUACAGAGCACUGAGCCAGCUGCAGUUGGAGCUUCUGAAGAGGAUGAAGAAAAUGAAGAGAGCCCUGAGACUGUGAAAGGAGUUAGUUCAAGUGAUUACGAAUAUCUCCUCUCAAUGUCAAUCGGUACCUUGACCCUGGAGAAGGUUCAGGAGCUCAUUGCAGAGAAGGGCAGAUUGGAGAAUGGAGUAGCUGAACUGAAGGGAACAACGCCAAAGUUGCUUUGGAUGAGAGACCUUGAUGAAUUUGAGAAGCAACUGGAUGUGCUUGAUGAGGAGGACAGAAUAAAUGCAGAGGAGAGAAGAUCUACCAGGAAUGUUGGACAUGGUGUUGCACCUAAAGCAGCGGCCAGGAGACGACCUAAAAAGACAGCGACUAAUUCUGAAGCAGCGGAAAUUACUGAUGGGAAUGUUGCUGCUGCUGCUGCAGUGGUUCGAAAACCCACGGCUGUAACAGCAAUCCCGAAGCCUGCCGCACAGAAGAAGCAACCAGUUAAGAAGGCAAGCAUAAUUUCGAGUGAUGACGAGGAGGACGAAGUUCUUGCUCUAAAAGACCGAUUGGCUGCUUAUAAACUUGAUGACAAUUCAGAAGAUACUGCUAUGGAAACCGAGACUGCAGAAGAACAGACCAAAACUAAGAAAGGCAAGAAGGAACCAAGCAAAAGAGGAGCAGCAAAGAAGGCCUUGUCAUCCUUAGCUGAGCUAUCUGAUGACGACGAAGACGCAACAGAGCCCAUCGAUAAGGAGGAUGAGGAAGAUUUCGCCAUGGAAGUACAGGUGAAGAAAGGUAGGGGAAGAAAGCCAGCCGCGGAGAAGCCGAAGGCUGCUACCAGGAAGAGGGCGCCUGCUCAGGGGAAGUCCAUGAGGCAGAAAGUGAUGGAAGAAAUCUUCAAGCCUACAGAGGACAGCAGCACCAGUGCUCCAUCUCCUGAGAAGAAGGUGCGCAAGAUGAGGGUCUCUCCCUUCCACAAGAAGAGUGGCUCCGUCUUGCAGAGGGGCUCGACCGCUUCGGCGAGCACUGAAGAAACCGAAUCUUCCCCUGCCUCCGGCAGCUCUGCGGAGCCAGUUGCAGCGAGGCCGACAAGGCAAACGAGGGGGAACAAGAAGAGUUACCAGGAGGUGCAGGAGCUGAGUGAUGACACUGAGGAUGAGGUGCAGGAUAUCAGCGAUGAUUCUGACUUCGCCGGCUCUGAUUUCGCUGAGGACGACGACUGAAUGCCCUGAAUUUAACUACUGGAACAAUGUAGGAUCGCUCCGUAGUGAGCAAUAUGACUGUGCUUACGUUUCUGAUACAUUGGUGCUUGCUGAGAUGCAUCCCUUGUGCGUCGUGUGCUGUAUUCAGUUCAUUAGUUGCUG
Oryza brachyantha (malo sina) is the source of this 4740-nucleotide messenger RNA. RefSeq names its product DNA topoisomerase 2. NCBI's taxonomy places the organism in Eukaryota, Viridiplantae, Streptophyta, Magnoliopsida, Poales, Poaceae. The transcript is spliced from 21 exons. Gene Ontology annotation, cellular component: nucleus. Bases 79 to 4599 code for a protein of 1506 amino acids. Gene Ontology annotation, molecular function: DNA binding; ATP binding; DNA topoisomerase type II (double strand cut, ATP-hydrolyzing) activity. Gene Ontology annotation, biological process: resolution of meiotic recombination intermediates; DNA topological change; sister chromatid segregation. The record is from RefSeq and is a predicted model, not a curated record.